UCCGCUCACUACCUCCAGUCGCGGUUGGCGGGCGUGCGGUUGCCAGGAGAGACGCGCGUGCAGUACAGUGUGCAGCUUUAACGGCAGAGCGGCACGGGCUCUCCCCCGCCAUUUCCUCGUGCCGAGCCCUGGAAUGUCGAGUAGCGGCUCGGGCUCUUCCUCGCGGAAGGAGUUUGAUGUGAAGCAGAUCCUGAGGAUCCGAUGGAGGUGGUUCGGUCACCCCGCGGUCCCUCCGCCCCACUCUCCGCCGUUGGGAGACUACUUUGCCGGGAGGAGAACGGGCGGCAGCUCCGGGGACGGUCCUUCAGUUAGCGGCUGUAGCAACCCGACUUCAGCCAGUGUGAACCCCAGCGCGGGGAGUCACGGUGGGCUGGUGGCCAGCGGCAGCGCUGGGUCUAACCUGUGUAACGGUAGCGGUAGAAAGUUUGCUGAUCCGGCGGGGAGCCGGGGCGGUCCGGGGGGAGCGGCUGUCGGAGCAACGGGGAGCUCUUGCCCUCGCUCCUUCAGUCAGCCAGAGUGCAGGAGCUCCGCCGCGGCGUUGUCGUGGGUCUCGCCGCCGCCUCAUCGUCGCUCCCGGCCGGUGACGAGCAUGGAGACCCCCGGCGAGGCUCCGGUGCUCCAGCUGGUACCCGAGCCCGCUGCUCAUGUCGGGGUCGAGGAGGAGGAGGCGGCGGCUCCGGCAGCCUCUGGCACCGAGGAGAACAACCACCCAGAAACAGACUCCAGCUCCUGCAGGACGUCAAACAGCAGCGCCACACUGUCCUCAUGCGUGUCGAUGGAGCCGUGUGCGUGUGCAGAGGAGUGUAUGUUCACCGCUUUAUCCCACGCCGACGUCACCUUCGGUAAGAUGGAGGGCUACCUGAGGUCCAGACAGCUGUGUGAUGUCAUACUGGUGGCCGGAGACAGGCGGAUACCUGCGCACAGACUGGUCCUCUCAUCUGUGUCGGACUACUUUGCAGCCAUGUUCACCAGUGAUGUUCGGGAGGCCAAGCAGGACGAGGUGAAGAUGGAAGGAGUGGACCCUGAUGCACUGUGGGUCCUAGUGCAGUAUGCAUAUACAGGCCGUCUGGAGUUGAGGGAGGACACCAUCGAGUCUCUGCUGUCAGCCUCCUGCCUGCUACAGUUGUCAUCUGUGGUUCAGGCCUGCUGUGCAUUUCUCAUGAAGCAGCUCCACCCCUCCAACUGUCUGGGUAUCCGUUCCUACGCUGACGCUCAGGGCUGCCAUGACCUGCAGAGGGCCGCUCACGCCUACACCAUGGAGCACUUUUUAGAGGUGGUGGGAGGCCAGGAGUUCCUGUUGCUCCCAGUCGAGGAGAUGGAGAGGCUGCUCACAUCUGAUGACGUCAACGUGCCAGACGAGGAAACCGUGGUAACCUCUCUGCUAACGUGGGUCAGUCAUGAUGUCGCCACUCGAGAACGUCACCUACCAUCGCUGCUGGCUCACAUUCGACUGCCACUGCUGCAACCGCAGUUCUUGGCAGACCUGGAGUCCAACCCUCUCCUCCGGGACAGCAUGGAGUGCCAGCGGCUGCUGAUGGAGGGGAUGAAGUAUCACCUCUUGCCUCAGCGCCGGCCCCUGCUUCAGAGUCCCCGCACCCGACCCCGCAAGGCCACCGUUGGGGCCAUGUUCGCCGUAGGGGGCAUGGACGCUACGAAAGGUGCUACUAGCAUCGAGCAAUACUGUCUGCGUCGGGACACGUGGAGGCAGGUAGCCACCAUGAGUGGACGGAGACUGCAGUUCGGUGUAGCUGUCCUUGACGAUCGUCUGUAUGUGGUGGGUGGCCGAGAUGGACUCAAGACACUGAACACUGUUGAGUGUUACAACCCGCACAGCAAGACCUGGAGCGUCAUGCCCCCAAUGUCCACACACAGGCACGGCUUAGGUGUAGCCGUCCUGGAGGGGCCCAUGUACGCAGUAGGAGGACAUGAUGGCUGGAGCUACCUCAGCACAGUGGAAAGGUGGGACCCCCAAGCUCGCCAGUGGAGCUUUGUUGCCAGUAUGGCCACACCCAGAAGCACAGUGGGAGUAGCUGUACUCAAUGGCAAGUUGUAUGCAGUAGGAGGUCGUGACGGCUCAUCCUGCCUGCGCUCAGUGGAGUGUUUUGACCCCCACACCAACAGGUGGAACGGUUGUGCUCCUAUGGCUAAAAGGCGUGGAGGUGUGGGUGUGGCCACAUGGCAUGGCUUCCUGUACGCCAUCGGAGGUCAUGACGCUCCGGCCUCGUCCCUCGCAUCUCGUCUAAGUGACUGUGUGGAGAGGUAUGACCCUCAGACAGAUGUGUGGACGACAGUCGCCCCCAUGAGCAUCAGCAGAGAUGCCGUUGGUGUUUGUCUCCUUGGCGACCGUCUCUAUGCUGUGGGCGGUUAUGACGGGCAGGUGUAUCUCAAUACUGUAGAAGCUUAUGACCCUCAGACAAACGAGUGGACACAGGUAGCACCUCUGUGUGUGGGCAGGGCAGGAGCAUGUGUGGUUGCUGUCAGACUGUAGCGAACUAUGAAUGGCUCAGAGACAAUCCUCUUUGUCAUCGCUGACGUGGUCACUAAAGUUACAGCAAGAAACCCAUCUGCCUGCCAGCAUAUGACCAACACUGGGACAUGAGAAACUGAUUACUGAACUGAACACACAUCAGGUUUUAUACUUCUGCACAGUCAGAUUGUACUCUUCUUAACGACUGCCUAUAAUUCAUUUUAAUGUUUAGGGGUUUCGGUUAGUGGUUAAAUCAUGUGUCAGGUUUCUGAUAAAGUUUUCAUAUUUGGACAUCCUGACAACUUCUGCCAUCGAAGUGAACAGCCACCGACAUCAUUGAUGAGGAGGACUCUGCAGUGUUUAUCUGAGCAUGACACAACAGCUGUCUCACAGGUUUUUUUUCUUGCCUAUUAUUUUGUUCCUGUAGACAAGGUGGCACACGCGCACACACACACACGUGCACACACACACACACACAAACCUGCAUGUCUGCUUUCAGCUUCUAUUUCUGCCGACAGAAAGGUGAGAGACACAGAGAGAUUGUCAAGACUGUUGAAAUGCCUCAUCAUUUUACGCUCUUGCUUUUCCUAACAAUAUCUGAUAUGUGUAUUGAUGCUAUUUUAAUAUAUUCCCUAUUAUUUUAUGCUGCUGUUGGCAAGUGCUCUCCUCCUCUUUCUUUCUCUUUCUUGCCCGCUGACAGAUGAAAGACAGACUUUUGACAUAAUCAGCACAACCUUAUGAACAGCCAUACUGUAAGAAACUGUGAUGCUCUUUUUAUUCUUUUCAGCCAAAAACAUAUCACACACUUUAUCUAAUAUUUCUGUGCGUAUGUCUUCCAUGUUGCAUCAGCUGAAGCAUACAGUACACUGUGAUAUUCAAGCAGCUACACUGUCAGACUCCAACUUUUUUACUUUUUCUUUUGUUUUUUAACUUUCUAAUCCUGCCAUUGUUCACAUAAUUGAGGUCCAUAAAGCACUGUAAUUUGUUAUUGGGUUUAUAGCCUGAGUGGUAAUAAGAGCAACUGUGGCCCUUUGUUGAGCCCUGUAGGGAAAUUUUAUUUUCAAUUUCCCACAGAGCACAGGGUCAGCUAUUUACAGGCUUGGUUUUAUACAGGGUCACUUGAGCCUUUCUGUCCUACCUUCUGUUUCUUCACAAUAGAUGUUUCCUCAGUGUGUGUGUGUCUGUGUGUGCGCGCGCGUACAUAUGUGUUCGGGUGUUCAGAGAUUGCAGGGAGUAUAUUUUUAUCUCAAAUGAGAAUCUUCCCGCUUCCCCUCUCCACAUCUUCAAUUCCCUGCUGCUUUCUCUUCAUCCCCAUUUUCCCAUUUCAUCACCACACACACACACACACACACACACACACACACACACACACACACACACACACACACACACACACACACACACACACAAAUACAUGCACCACUACGUUUUAGAGCAGAAUUGGAAACCAAGGCAAAAUGAACAACAGACCAUAUAAUGAGACCAUGAAUUUAAUAACGUUGAUUCAGCCGGUGCAACGUUUUGUUUGAUGUCGAGUUCAAAGCAUUAUUAGAUUUGAUGCUGCUGCAGACAAAGUAUCAGACAUGAGGGGGAAAAUGAAUCCAGUGAAACGACCUCAUGUGAUCAUAUCUGUGGGCUGGUUUCAGUAAACUUAAAUGUCAAGAAACCUCAAGAAUACAAAGAUGCUGACUGUAGGUUCAAUACUGAUACGUGCCACAAUCAUUUUAUGCUGUCUACUUAAUUGUGUAUUUCCUCUAUGUGGCUCAAUCUGUGUGUGUGUGUGUGUGUGUGUGUGUGUGUGUGUGUGUGUGUGUGUGUGUGUGUGUGUGUGUGUGUGUGUGUGUGUGUGUGUGUGUGUGUGUGUGUGUGUGUGUGUGUGUGUGUGUGUGUGUGUGUGUGUGUGUGUGUGUGUGUGUGUGUGUGUGUGUCUGUCUAGUGCACAGAAACUCCUGACAGUGUGAGAGGAAAAGCAGGCAUCCUGUCUGAACUGACAGAUCUAGAGCUAAUGUAGCCCCCAGGAUGCACUUCAUAAACGCACAUGGACACAUCAUACACACACACACACACACACACACACACUCUUAACCACACAGCUGAAAGCCAAGUGCCCCAGGAGCCAGUGAAGAUUGAAAAGCCUCCCAUAUUUGCCGGCAUGACAUCUAAAAAGCAGAGACGGGCAGGCUGGCGAUUCCCCACAGCUGAGCUGAUGUUUAUUCAAGCCUAAUGCACUGCUGCAUUAUUCUAUUUUCUUCCCCUUCAAACCUGCCUGCUGUUUAUUUAGAGAGUAAUUCUCUUUAGAUCAGAGCAGAAGAAGUGUGCCACCUCCACUGUGUAGAUGUAGUCAGAGAGUUUGGUUUCAGUCAGAGGUUAAAAAUAAAGACCGACAUUCCAAAUCAAUCUAUAUAUUCAGUGUAUAUUAUGUACAUAAAUAAAUAUAAAAUCUGUAUGUAGUCUUAUUGUAUUAUGCUGUAUAUUAUACACUGCACAAAUAUGCUAUGUGUUAUUGUGUGUGUGUGUGUGUGUGUGUUUUUUUUUGUACCAUGAAGUGAGCUGAAGAAGUAAUGAUGGUUGGAGAGAAAUGGUACAGCUGCUCAUCUCCUCUUUUUGUACCAGAAUAUGACAACACCUCUUUUACAAUAUAAAUUAUGUAUGUACAAUAUAUAAGCUGCUGUAAUAUGCUGGUAUUGGUCUUUUAUACAUUAAAGUGAAGAUGUGAUUUAA
Molecule: messenger RNA, 5188 nt
Organism: Dicentrarchus labrax (European seabass)
Lineage: Eukaryota; Metazoa; Chordata; Actinopteri; Moronidae
Gene: klhl5
Product: kelch-like family member 5
Exons: 13
Coding region: 134-2488 (784 amino acids)
Molecular function (GO): protein binding
Source: RefSeq, a predicted model, not a curated record